This is a messenger RNA of Hibiscus syriacus, 1308 nucleotides long. RefSeq lists its product as uncharacterized. The transcript has a single exon. Lineage: Eukaryota; Viridiplantae; Streptophyta; Magnoliopsida; Malvales; Malvaceae. Gene Ontology annotation, biological process: defense response. The coding region runs from base 1 to 1308 and encodes 435 amino acids. The record is from RefSeq and is a predicted model, not a curated record.
AUGAGCGUUUCGGCGCCAUUCCAGCUGCUUGAAAUCAAUAUGAUUUCGGCCCAGGAUUUGGAGCCCGUUUGUCGACGUAAGAUGAAAACUUACGCGGUGGCUUGGGUUCAUUCCGAUCGAAAACUCUCCACCCGAAUCGAUACCCAAGGCCAUACCAACCCGACAUGGAACGAUAAGUUCGUUUUCCGUGUCGACAAUGAGUUCAUCCAACGCGAUACGUCGGCCGUCAUGAUCGAAAUCUACGCCGUGCAUUGGUUCCGUGACAUCCACGUAGGCUCCGUCCAAGCCAUCGUCGGUAACCUUAUCCAGCCGGACUCUCAACGGCGCCACCGUCAAGAAAUCGAACUAGGGAUGCAGUUCGUCGCGCUUCAGGUUUGGCGACCGUCGGGUCGACCCCAAGGGAUUUUGAACAUUGGGGUGGCGUUGCUCGAUAACACAAUGAGGAGCAUGCCGUUGUAUUGGCAAAUGGGGUCGUCAGCGGUCGGAUACCGGCAUUUAAUGGGCGAAGAAGAUCCGUUUCAAAACGGCGCCGGUGUCCAUCCUGUUCCAAGCACUAACAAAAGCAAUAAUUAUCAGCAAUUACUUAAUGGGUUGCUCAAGCCCGAGCUUCGGCGAACCAAGAGUGAAUCCAGUUCCGUUUUGGGAUCAGAUUUAAAGCCGAAAGGUUCCUCCAUUGUUAUUGGUGGAUCAACGGUGAACGACCCUGAAACUGGAAUACCCAACCAUAAGAUAGCUUCAAGAGGGAGUUCAAUGGUGAAUUACAAGCCUUAUAAAAUCCCCACCAAGGGAAAAUCUAGUUUGAUUGAGAACGGUGCUGAAAAAAACAACCACAAGAUCGGUUCACGAGGGAGUUCAAUGGUAAACUACGUGUUCGAUAAAAAUACUAACAGAGAAAAACGCGGCAACGGUGCGAAACUUGGUGGGUCGAUAAUAUGGACGGAUUCAGAACUGGGUCCUUCGCCUUCGGAGGCGGCGGCGGCUGUGGCUAGGAACCUACAACAUAACAGAAUGGAAGAGACGGGGAGUUCAGAGGCGGAUGAUUGGAGUUUAGACGAAAGCAUCGAAGGGCUUCAGUCGAAACUGGGAAGGUGGAGGACCGAGCUGCCGCCAUUGUACGACGGAGGGGAGCUUUCGAGUUACACGUCGAGUGGGGUUCCGACGACAUCGACGGUGAAAAACGCGAUGAACGAUCGAAGAAAUCCCCGCGGCAAAGGGAGAACGUUUACGUGUUUCGGCAACAUUUUCGGAUGUUCCAUUUCGAUAACUUGUAUGCCUGCGGCAUCUGGAUCUCUAAAAAAGAGAAAUUAA